CCACAAUCCGGAAACGCAUCCGCCAUUUCUUUUUUACACGUUCUGUGGCGUUUGACAGUUUCACCCAGGACGAAAGUGGUUAUUUUCGGCAUUUUUUUGCCAUAAUUAAAGUAAAAUGGGUCGCUACGCACGAGAACCAGACAAUGCGGCUAAAUCUUGUAAAGCACGUGGCUCUAACCUCCGGGUCCACUUUAAAAACACAUGCGAGACCGCUAAUGCUAUCAAAAAGAUGCCCCUCAAGCGAGCCGUGGCUUACUUGAAAAAUGUGUUGGAAAAGAAGGAAUGCGUUCCCUUCAGAAAAUUCAAUGGAGGUGUUGGACGUUGUGCCCAAGCCAAACAGUGGGGUACCACACAGGGUCGAUGGCCGAAAAAGUCCGCCGAAUUUCUUUUACAGUUGUUGAGGAACGCGGAAAGCAACGCCGAUUACAGCGGUUUGGAUGUGGACAGGCUGGUUGUUGAACACAUUCAGGUCAACCGUGCAGCUUGUUUGAGGAGAAGGACAUACAGAGCACAUGGUAGGAUCAAUCCAUACAUGUCUUCGCCUUGCCACAUCGAAUUGUGGUUAACCGAGGGAGAGACCGUUGCUGAACCACCCAAGAGCGUUGGAAAGAAAAAAUCCGCGAAGGAUGUCAAAAAGAGUAAAGCGGCAACUUCUGCUCACUAACUGUGUGUGUUUGAUUGAUAAUAAUAUGUAAGAAUUCAACAAAUACAUUUUUUUUUCAAAUCA
Zophobas morio is the source of this 727-nucleotide messenger RNA. RefSeq names its product large ribosomal subunit protein uL22 (gene RpL17). The record is from RefSeq and is a predicted model, not a curated record. Gene Ontology annotation, molecular function: structural constituent of ribosome. Lineage: Eukaryota; Metazoa; Arthropoda; Insecta; Coleoptera; Tenebrionidae. Gene Ontology annotation, biological process: cytoplasmic translation. Gene Ontology annotation, cellular component: cytosolic large ribosomal subunit; ribosome. The coding region runs from base 116 to 664 and encodes 182 amino acids. The transcript is spliced from 2 exons.